AUGUAUCAACUUUUAUAUGCCUUUCAUCAUCAAAAAUGCCAUUUGGGUCGUGUUUUUGAGAUGACAACCAUUAUUCUUGGUGGAUAUGAAUAUCAAGAACGUAUUAAAUCAUUUUCAAGUAGCAUCUCCAAAUUGAUCUCAGGCGAUGAUGAUGACGGCGAUGAUGAUGACGACGAUGAUGAUGAAACUGAGUCGCAACUUUAUCAACAAUUACUUAAAAAUAUCAAAUUAAUCAAUACAAGUUUUAAUAUUGAUUCCAAUGCACCAAUCAUCAUCGUCGAGCGGGUUCCUGAUGAUGAAAUUGUUGUGAUUAUACAACAUGUAAAAAAUUUGCACAAAUGGGAUAUUAUAACUGGAGUUAUGGUUAUCAGACUUUCAAAUGAAAAUUCUUCGUUUGCGGUUUAUCAAACUGUUACAACAACUUCCAAAAGUAACAAUCUAAAUUAA
Molecule: messenger RNA, 447 nt
Organism: Rotaria sp. Silwood2
Lineage: Eukaryota; Metazoa; Rotifera; Eurotatoria; Philodinida; Philodinidae
Source: the annotation of a GenBank genome assembly